Xyrichtys novacula (pearly razorfish) is the source of this 21466-nucleotide messenger RNA. The record is from the annotation of a GenBank genome assembly. Lineage: Eukaryota; Metazoa; Chordata; Actinopteri; Labriformes; Labridae.
GACAAUCUGAAUGAUCUUGACCUGUUCGCAGCAGCAUCAGCAUGUGUCUGUCAGCUGGAGGUUCCUGCUGGUGAUUCCAGGUGAAACAUGGAGGAUCGGGUAUUUCAACCCAGACUGGUUCUGGUUUUUAGCGGGAAACGGAAGUCCGGAAAAGAUUACGUGACAGACUGGAUCCUCGAGAGGUAAACAGGAAGUUUAAUUUCAGCCAAUAAGUGAUAAGAAAACUGUUACAGCUGCUUUACUGACGUACGAGCAGAGGCCUGUACUACGAAGCUGGAUUUGGUCUUAGCGAGAUAACUUCUGGAUAACUUCUGGGUUUUCCGUACUACGAAGGUGGAUCUCUUUUUAUCCGGGUCCGUUGCCCCGGUAACUUACGCGGAACGCCAAACCUGCUCCGGGGCAGGUUAUGUUUGAGGAUAAGAUCUCAGCAGGUAUAAAAGACCACCCAAUGACCAAUCGGAUCUCUUGGAAAAUGGCUUGCCCACUUUUGCCGGAUCCCUGGGACAUCGUUGCACGGAUAGUGAGAGGAGCGCUUCGCGUUAUAUUCAUGAUCGUUCAAAUCCGUUUGAUUUACCUGAUGACGUUCUCCUAUGAACGUUACAGGUUUUCCUCGGACGGCCUCAAUAUAGCAUGAAGUCUAAGCAAUGCACUAAUAUUUGCCAAACUCCAAGUUCCAAUUUCAUGCCGCAUAUUAGUCAUCAUUCAGAAUUUAUUGAAGCAGAUUCGAAAACUCUUAACCCCAAAUGUGUCUGCAGAUGACAUGUGACCAUCAGAUGAUGGAGAAAAAAAAAGGCAGUGUGAGGAAAUCACCGUUUACGCGUUGAAAUAUGUACAAAUAAAAUCUGCUAAUAAACUUACAAACUACUUUAAAAGAUGUUUUUUGAUUUAUUUUUAUUUGCUCCCACGUACUCUUUUCCCCACUGCUGUUGUAUCUGAAAUAAUGAGGUCAAUGAUGGAGGUGAUCACACACGCUGCAUGACAACAUAUUAGGGGGCCAUAAAUUUAUGAACGCACAAAUGUAAUUUACACAAUCGAUGAUUUUCUUUGCCAGCAGUCCCUCCAGCUUUUAGCGGCUGCGGCUGUCCUGCUCCUCGCUGUUAUAAUGUUGCAGUACUCCUCGUAAAAUGCUCUGAGGCCUGUACUACGAAGCUGGAUUAACACAUCCAGGAUAACUCUGCGACAACUCGCUCAACUUCACCGGAUCUCCGCGAUCCCGAUCAGCUGUACUACGAAGCCGGUUAUCAACUCGAUAACUGAAUCUAUGGCUGUGUCCGAAAUGGCAUACUGCCUACUAUCUACUUACCUACUCAAGCAGUAGCUACUGCCUACUGACUACUCAAAGAUGAUUUGAGAAUGCCGCGGCUGCACGAGCGUUUACAUACAGACGCAUACUAAAUACCCCAGAAUGCAUUUCGUGCCGGCCGGACGCAGCGCCGGGAAAAUUUGAAUAGUCCUACCACAAGCUACACAGAACGACUGCAUUCCGGACAAAUUAUAUAAAUUCAUUCAAUAAUAAUAUUUUUUCUAGCGAUAAAGUAAGUGUUUACAUCACGAUUAUGAGCCCAGUUGUUUGAAAUAGUGGCUGUUUGUAAAUCUGUCUCGGCGUUUUCGGAGACCGAAGCGUCCGCUUGGUGGGUGUUUGCGUCUAUUUACCGUAAACACCGGGCAGCAGCAGCUCCCCCUUCACGUUUCCAAAUUAUUGAGAAGUGUUUUCAUAAUCAACAUCUACACGACACAAACCGGGCGGCAGUGGAUGACAAAAAUCACACAAACAUCUGUGUAUCCAUAGUGAUAAUGCUAUACACCACCUGCUAGGCGUGUGAUGAGCAGCAGAGGGCUGCAAAAUGACCAACACACAACAUAAUUAUUAUGACCUCGUUCGGUUAUUCCUUGGCAAAUACAUAAUUUCCCGACUACCUUCUUUUCAUGUACAAUGAUAAUUUCAGAAACCAUCAGAUUUUCAACCACAAGUAAGAAUUAGUAAAGCUCACAUACAUUGUCAACUGGAAACUCCCCCGUUUGUACACUCACCGGCCACUUUAUUAGGUACACCAUGCUAGUAACGGGUUGGACCCCCUUUUGCCUUCAGAACUGCCUCAAUUCUUCGUGGCAUAGAUUCAACAAGGUGCUGGAAGCAUUCCUCAGAGAGCUUGGUCCAUAUUGACAUGAUGGCAUCACACAGUUGCCGCAGAUUUGUCGGCUGCACAUCCAUGAUGCGAAUCUCCUGUUCCACCACAUCCCAAAGAUGCUCUAUUGGAUUGAGAUCUGGUGACUGUGGAGGCCAUUUGAGUACAGUGAACUCAUUGUCAUGUUCAAGAAACCAGUCUGAGAUGAUUCCAGCUUUAUGACAUGGCGCAUUAUCCUGCUGAAAGUAGCCAUCAGAAGUUGGGUACAUUGUGGUCAUAAAAGGAUGGACAUGGUCAGCAACAAUACUCAGGUAGGCUGUGGCGUUGCAACGAUGCUCAAUUGGUACCAAGGGGCCCAAAGAGUGCCAAGAAAAUAUUCCCCACACCAUGACACCACCACCACCAGCCUGAACCGUUGAUACAAGGCAGGAUGGAUCCAUGCUUUCAUGUUGUUGACGCCAAAUUCUGACCCUACCAUCGGAAUGUCGCAGCAGAAAUCGAGACUCAUCAGACCAGGCAACGUUUUUCCAAUCUUCUAUUGUCCAAUUUCGAUGAGCUUGUGCAAAUUGUAGCCUCAGUUUCCUGUUCUUAGCUGAAAGGAGUGGCACCCGGUGUGGUCUUCUGCUGCUGUAGCCCAUCUGCCUCAAAGUUCGACGUACUGUGCGUUCAGAGAUGCUCUUCUGCCUACCUUGGUUGUAACGGGUGGUUAUUUGAGUCACUGUUGCCUUUCUAUCAGCUCGAACCAGUCUGGCCAUUCUCCUCUGACCUCUGGCAUCAACAAGGCAUUUCCGCCCACAGAACUGCCGCUCACUGGAUAUUUUUUCUUUUUCGGACCAUUCUCUGUAAACCCUAGAGAUGGUUGUGCGUGAAAAUCCCAGUAGAUCAGCAGUUUCUGAAAUACUCAGACCAGCCCUUCUGGCACCAACAACCAUGCCACGUUCAAAGUCACUCAAAUCACCUUUCUUCCCCAUACUGAUGCUCGGUUUGAACUGCAGGAGAUUGUCUUGACCAUGUCUACAUGCCUAAAUGCACUAAGUUGCCGCCAUGUGAUUGGCUGAUUAGAAAUUAAGUGUUAACGAGCAGUUGGACAGGUGUACCUAAUAAAGUGGCCAGUGAGUGUAUAUUCUGAACCAUGUGCUCUCUACCAAUAAUAAUUUUUAUUAAUCAGAGGUCUGUGCUUAAUAUGAGUGACCACUUUGAUGGUGCAUUCAGAGAUGAGAAGAUGCUCAAACUUAAUACUUAAAUAAAUAAAGUCAAUUCAUACGAAUAGUUAAAAACAUUACCUAUAAUCCUAAUUUAAAAUACAAAUAAAUCUGGUAAAAAGAUCAAAAUGAUAAGAAUUGUGUAAUGUAUACUGACUAAAUAUUGUUUAUCUAUUUAUAUAUAUAUAAUUAUGAUUGCAAUCACAUGCCAUCUAUUUCUUUUCAGCCUCGGGGAAAAGAGGGCCAUAUUACCAGCUGAGGUGCGCAAUGCAUUGUGGGGCAGAAGCAGUACGUGAAGCAAGCUCCGUUCCACACUCAGAAAUCGAAGCCGAUUGAGUAUACAUCCGGGCAUUUCUCGCAUACACAAAAUUCGCAUACUGUACAGUGUGAACGCACUGCCUACUCCAGGGGUCGGCAACCUUAAACACUCAAAGAGCCGCUUGGACCAGUUUCCCACAGAAAAGAAAACACAGGGAGCCACAAAACCUCUUUGACAUCUAAAAUGAAGAUAACAUUGCAUACAUCUUUUUUUUUUUACCUUUAUACAAAGUAUAUAAAAAACUGUAGCGAGUUGCAUUUAUGAAAUAAAUGAACUAUUUCGGCGAGUGUCUGUCUUCUUCUGUAGUUAAACCGCAAGAUAUCAAAAUCUACCCGGAUACAGCAAUGCUGCUUUUUGAUUGGCUGUUCAGUAGAUAUACUUUAUUUGAUUGGCUUGUGCGUGGCACGCAGCUUCUGAACUCUCGGAGAAACUCAGUUGAUUUCCCCCUGUUCCGUAGUUGAAGAAGUGCAACUUGGUGGACAUCACCGUGUUCAUUUAAAUGCGUGAGAAAUACAAUGUGUGGUGUGUGAGCGUGUGAACGAGUGGGAAUGCGUGUGUCAUACGCUGAAUGCGUGAGACUUGAGAGCCCUGUGCUCACGCAUCAUCGAUGUACUCCCGAGCCAUGCAAAACGGUCUUUGCAAAUGUUGCACUGAACGCCUUCCUUUUCAGUCUUGGUAAAGUUUUCCCACACCAUUGAUGUUUUAGGUCGGGAUUUGGGUUGGGUUGUGUCCAUGUUUUUCUCAGUCGCUGCCUCGGCCAUGGCUGUUUCUUUUCUGUGCGUCCUGCUGAUGUUUACACGCCGGUGUCCAUGGACAUAUAUAAAGACCCGACGAAUCGAUUACAGAAUUUGUUGGCAACGGAUUUUUUCGUCACGACGAAUCUACUUAAUCGAUUCGUUGUUGCAGCCUUAAUAGUUUAUUUAAUGUUACAAGAGCAUUAUAAUCUUUGAAUUUAGAAUUACAAAAUAAUAAUAAUAAAAUAAAAUAAAAUGCAAUUAAGUAUUUAUUAUUUAUUUUCCAAAUCCAUUGGGAGCCGCAGCUUAGGGAAGAAAGAGCCGCAUGCGGCUCCAGAGCCGCGGGUUGCCGACCCCUGGCCUACUCAAUUCAGAGGCGGGGUUAGUAGGAGUAGUAGGAGUAGUAUGCCAUUUCGGACACAGCCCAGGAGUGGCCACUUCAGAUCUGUGCGCGCACACGUAAAGGGGGUGAGGUCAGUGCCACCGGACCAAUCUCCACAAUGGAGAAGGCUGCACGUCAUUUUUCACAGCCGAGGAACAGAGCAUUAUUUUACGCAAAUACGAGGAGUACUGCAACAUUAUAACAGUGAGGAGCAGGACAGCCGCAGCCGCUAAAAGCCUGAGGGACUGCUGGCAAAAAAAAUCAUCGAUUGUGUAAAUUACAUUUGUGCGUUCAUAAAUUUAUGGCCCCCUAAUAUGUUGUCAUGCAGCGUGUGUGAUCACCUCCAUCAUAGACCUCAUUAUUUCAGAUACAACAGCAGUGGGGAAAAGAGUACGUGGGAGCAAAUGAAAAUAAAUCUAAAAACAUCCUUUAAAGUAGUUUGUAAGUUUAUUGGAAGAUUUUAUUUGUACACAUUUCAACGCGUAAACAGUGAUUUCCUCACUCUGCCUUUUUUUCUUUUUUCUCCAUCAUCUGAUGAUCACAUGUCAUCUGCAGACACAUUUGGGGUUAAGAGUUUUCUAAUGUGCUUCAAUACAUUCUGAAUGAUGACUGAUAUGCUGCGUGAAAUUGGAACCUGGAGCUUGGCAAAUAUUUGUGCACUGCUUAGACUUCAUGCUACCUGAAUAUUGAGGCUGUCCGAGGAAAACCUGUAACGUUCAUAGAGAACGUCAUCAGGUAAAUCAAACGGAUUUGAAUGAUCAUGAAUAUAACGCUCUCAGCGAAGCGCUCCUCUCACUAUCCGUGCAACGAUGUCCCCGGGAUACGGCAAAAGUGGGCAAGCCAUUUUCCAAGAUAUCCGAUUGGUCAUCGGGCGGUCUUUUAUACCUGCUGAGAUGUUAUCCUGAAACAUAACCUGCUCCGGAGCAGGUUUGGCGUUCCGCGUAAGUUACCGGGGCAACGGACCCGGAUUAAAAGAGAUCCACCUUCGUAGUACGGAAAACCCAGAAGUUAUCUCACUAAGACCAAAUCCAGCUUCGUAGUACAGGCCUCUGGUGACUUUACUCAUGCUGUCAAUGAUGCUCUCAGACACUAUUUACUAGCAUACCUUUAUUUGUUGAUAGCAUGACAACAUCAUGAUCUCGCACACCGCAGCAAUGGCGCCGCCACAAGAUGGCGGUGUAGACCUCAGUGCUCGCAUUGUCCGAGGAGCACUCCAGCGCGCGAGAGUUUUCAGGGACCGCACGGACCCACUUACUUUUCCAGAUGACCACCUUUGUGAAAGGCUCAUAUGGCCUACAUAUCGCACAAAAAAUGUAAACACGAUAGGAAUGAACAAAUGAAUGAAUUCAUCUUGGAAAUGAAUUAGACAUGUCUGGUGCAUGUUAAAAGCGCAUGUUAAACAGUGCUAUUUCAGGAUGAUAAUGGCAUCAAAGAUUUUUUUGCGCACUAUACUUCCGCAUUGAAACUGUCAGCAAUUUUCUGCCAGCAUUCCUUCCGUGCUUUUGCAGUGGUGACUAAGGUUUAUGAUAGAUUUGAAUUCUUCAUACUUUCCCAUGAUGGUCUCCUGCUCCUCGUUUGUAAAGUACGCGGUUCUUCGUUCUCCGGCCUGCUCUGACGCUCCAGACUGGUCCCUGUAAUCAAUUGGUCAGAUGCGGCGGGCUCCGCCUUACAUGCACGCGCUCAUAGCAAAGCUGGAUCCACUUACGAGGACUAGCACAGUUCUGCCGCGCUAAGUCAAGCGCGGUAGAACCUGCGCGGUAGAACUGUUGAACCUGCUUCGUAGAAUAGGCCCCAAGUGUACAGGUGUGUCAAUCCAGGUGUGUGACUCUUCUUCCUCUACAGUCUGGGUCCUCAGGUGUGCUGCGUCCUGCGUCUGUCCGGUCCUCUAAAACAGCAGUAUGCUCAGGUAAGACCAGAACUCACACAGAACCAGUACUGUCAGGUAAAAACAGAACCGGUACUGUCAGGUAAAAACAGAACUAGAAUUUGUUUGUUUAGAUCUCAGACGGUAUAUAGAAUAGUAAAGUAUAAUAUAGUAAAAAAUAUAAUGUAAUGUAACAUGAUAUGACAUAACAUAAUAUAAUAUAACAUAAUACAAUAUAAAAUAAUAUAAAAUAACAUAAUAUAAUAUGAUAUUAAUAUAAUUGGAUAUAAUAUAACAUAAUACAACAUAAUAUAACAAAAUAUAAUAUAACAUAAUAUGAUAUAACAUAAUACAUUAUAAUAUAAUAUGACAUAAUCUAAUGUAAUAAAAUAUAACAUAAUAUAAUACAACACAAUAUAAUAUAAUAUAACAAUAAAAUAUAAUGUAACAUAAUAUAAUAUCAUAUGAUAUAACAUGAUGUAACAUAAUAUAAUAUAAUAUAACAAAAUUUAAUAUAACAAAAUAUAAUCUUGAUGUUAUUAUCAUCAUAUAUAUAAUAUAUAAUGAUUUUGAAUUUGAAUUUCUAAAGCUGAAUUUGUUUUUGCAUCAAAAUCAGACUUUGAAUUUCAAAACUAUCAAAUAUCAAGCACGCAUUUUUAUUUCUGAUACUUACUUUACAAUGAUGAAACAAAUUCAGUGUAAAAAAAAAUUAGUCCCUCAAAAUAUAAGUUUAGUAAAAAUUCAACUUAAAAAAAAAGUGUAAAAAAAUUCAACAUAAAAAAAAUUUAGUGUAAAACAGACCGACUCAACAUCUGGGUAACCAGGAAGAAGCGUUUGAUUCCUGGCUCAAUCAUCCAUUGUCCAGCCAAUCAAUUAAUGCUAAGAUUGGUCAUAUGACGCCCACCCCAGUGGAAGAUUGAGGAAUCAAUUGCUUUUCCCUGAUUACCCAGAUUUGAGUCAGCCUCUUUGACACUGAAUUUUUUUUAUGUUGAAUUUUUUUUUAUUUAUUGUCAUUGCUGAACAAAGUUAACAACGAAAUUUGUAUGAAGCAUCCCCACCACCACUGGCAUCCAGUACACAAUAUCAAUAAUCGUAAAUAGAGAAAAAUAAAUAAUAUAUAAUGUCCCAAAGUGCAAUAGUGCUAGUGCAGGGGUCGGCAACCCGCGGCUCUGGAGCCGCAUGCGGCUCUGUCUUCCCUAAGCUGCGGCUCCCAAUGGAUUUGGAAAAUAAAUAAUAAAUACUUAAUUGCAUUUUAUUUUAUUUUAUUAUUAUUAUUAUUAUUUUGUAAUUCUAAAUUCAAAGAUUAUAAUGCUCUUGUAACAUUAAAUAAACUAUUAAGGCUGCAACAACGAAUCGAUUAAGUAGAUUCGUCGUGACGAAAAAAUCCGUUGCCAACAAAUUCUGUAAUCGAUUCGUCGGGUCUUUAUAUAUGUCCAUGGACACCGGUGUGUAAACAUUAGCAGGACGCACAGAAAAGAAACAGCCAUGGCCGAGGCAGCGGCUCAGAAAAACAUGGACACAACACAACACAACCUAAAUCCCGACCUAAGACAUCAGUGGUGUGGGAAAACUUCACCAAGACUGAAAAGGAAGGCGUUCAGUGCAACAAUUGCAAAGACCGUUUUGCAUGGCUCGGGAGUACAUCGAUGAUGCGCGAGCACAGGGCUCUCAAGUCUCACGCAUUCAGCGUAUGACACACGCAUUCCCACUCGUUCACACGCUCACACACCACACAUUGUAUUUCUCACGCAUCUAAAUGAACACGGUGAUGUCCACCAAGUUGCAUUUCUUCAACUAUGGAACUGGGGGAAAUCAACUGAGUUCCUCUGAGAGUUCAGAAGCUGCGUGCCACGCACAAGCCAAUCAAAUAAAUUAUAUCUACUGAACAGCCAAUCAAAAAGCAGCAUUGCUGUAUCCGGGUAGAUUUUGAUAUCUUGCAGUUUAACUACAGAAGAAGACAGACACUCGCCGAAAUAGUUCAUUUACUUCAUAAAUGCAACUCGCUACAGUUUUUUAUAUACUUUGUAUAAAGGUUAAAAAAAAAAGAUAUAUGCAAUGUUAUCUUCAUUUUAGAUGUCAAAGAGGUUUUGUGGCUCCCUGUGUUUUCUUUUCUGUGGGAAACUGGUCCAAGUGGCUCUUUGAGUGUUUAAGGUUGCCGACCCCUGUGCUAGUGCAUAUGAAAUAUUGACAGUCCAGUUGUGUAUCACAGUUAGCAAAACGUAGUAAUGCAAAGAGACCAUACUAAUGUAGAAGUGGGGGGCGGGGGAGGGGCAGUCCUGCAGAAGAUAUAAUAAUAUUUCAAUAUUUUUUUUUUUUAUUUCAUCAUUGUGAAAAAAAUAAGUGUCAGAAAUAAAAAUGCGUGCUUGAAAUUCGAUGGUUUUGCAAUUCAAAGUCUGAUUUUGAUGCAAAAAGAAUUCAGCUUUAGAAAUUUAAAUUCAAAAUCAGAUGGCACAGAUUUACUUCCAUACACAUUUUCACAUGUUCUGCUGCUUCAGUGUUUUUAGAUCUUUUUGUCAGAUGUUUCUAUGUUAUACUUAAGUUCAAUUACAAACAUUUCAUAAGUGUUGAUUUGUGAGCCUGUCUCCAUGGUAACAGCUGUAUCAGUAUGGUCUGUUGGUCCUGCAGGAACAUGAUCUGGACCUGACCCAGCUGCUGGGUCCGGGUCCAUAUAAGGAGAAGUACCGGGCUGACAUGAUCCUUUGGGGAGAAACCCAAAGGCGGCAGGACCCUGGGUACUUCUGUCGCCUAGCAACCAGAGGAGUGCGGCAACCUGUGUGGGUACGUCACUGUCCACCUUUUCUUCUCUAUUCUCACCUGACAUGUUCCAAACUCCUGCUCUAUGAUUGGUCAGGUGGUUAGUGAUGCGAGGCGGCGCACUGACUUGGAGUGGUUCAAGUCAGAGUUUCCCAGACAGACCCAGAGCGUCCGAGUCCAGUGUUCAGAGGAAACACGCAAACAGAGGGGGUGGAGCUACACCGCAGGUGAGAUGACCCUGUCUGUCUGUCUGUCUGUCUUCUUACCUGUCUAAUAUUCUGAUGACCCGUCUGUUCUCUCACCUGUCUGUUCACUCACCUGUCUGAUCACUCACCUGUCUUUUCUCUCACCUGUCUGUUCACUCACCUGUCUGAUCACUCACCUGUCUGUUCACUCACCUGUCUGAUCACUCACCUGUCUGAUCACUCACCUGUCUUUUCUCUCACCUGUCUGUUCACUCACCUGUCUGUUCACUCACCUGUCUGAUCACUCACCUGUCUUUUCUCUCACCUGUCUGUUCACUCACCUGUCUGUUCACUCACCUGUCUGAUCACUCACCUGUCUUUUCUCUCACCUGUCUGAUCACUCACCUGUCUGUUCUCUCACCUGUCUAUCUCUUUCCUGUCUGUUCACUCACCUGUCUGUCUCUCAGGUGUAGAUGAUGCUGAGUCAGAGUGUGGUCUGGACAGUGGGGUUCAUUUUGAUUGGAUCAUCACUAACGAGGCCAACGCCCCUUCGUUAGAAGAACAACUUCAGUCAAUUCUGAAGCUGGCGGAGGAAGCAGCUGAUCUAUAACGAAUUUUGACCUCUGACCUUUCAAAGUGAGGCAGAGAUGAAAACUCACCUGAGAAGCAGGAGUUCCUGAGAGGAGUUCAGGUGUAGAGACGCUGUAAAGAUCAGCUGGAGUUGAUCUUUGAGUCAUCUGAGAGAAACAACGACUGAACCACAGCUCCCUUGUGUAACCCUUAGAUUUACAUCCUUUAUUAACGCUCAGUGGCUAAAAACAGCCACUGACAUUGACUGCUGUAAAAACAUAUUGGAUUCAUAUUUUUUCCAGAUUUUUUUUUCAUAUAUCUCUUAAUUAACUUUUGCUCUAUUCAAAACUAGUAAAUGUUUCAUUAAGAAUCCAAAUUUGAACCCUUUAAGGACCCAUUUAAAACAUAAAGUCACUAAUAUUGGGAAAAAAAUGGGAGGAAAAUUACAGAAUUUUAUUAGAUUCAUUUUCUACCAUAUCAGUGACAUUAUGUUUUGAAUGGACCCUCAAAGGGUUAAAAAAAAUGUUUUUAGAUGAAACAUUUACUAGUUUUGAUCAAAGCAGAAGUUAAUUAAGAGAUGUAUGAAAAAAAAUGGAAAAAAAUAUUAACCAAUGUGUUUUUACAGCAGUCAAGUUAGUGGCUUUUUUUAGCCACUGAGCGUUAACAACGGAUUAAAAUUUGCCCAGAGCGUAUUUUUGACCUGGUGAAAAAUUUGAAGUCAUAUUCUCAGUGUCCAUCAAUAUAAGCAUCUGCACAAAAAAAUUAAAUUAAAAAUUAUCCCAUUUGCUGCAGUAUUACUGUAAUUACUUUAUUACAACUUAAUUCUCGUGAAUAAGGAUUUUACUACGACUUCAUUCUCAUAAGUAAUGACUUUUCUACAACUUUAUCAUAAGUGAUUACUUAAGUACGACUUUCUCGUAAUUAUUUUAGUGUGACUUAACCCUGUAAAACCCAAAUAUAGAAAACGAAAAAAAAAAAUUUCAACCAUUCAGAUGUUGUUGUAGGAGGCUUUUGGGGGUGAAAAUGGAGUGUUUUCAAAAAAUUUAUGUUAUAGUAAGUUUUUAUGGAAAUGUUGUAAUAUUGCAACGUUGGGCUUAAUGGGGAGCAGAAUCUCCUGUAUUUCCACUCCUUGUCUGAACAGCAAUACAGAACUAAGGAUCAUUUGCAGGGUUUUGCCGUUCCCAAAUCAGUAUAUAACAUGAAUAAUUAUCUCAGUCAUGUUGUUAAUAAGAGUAAUUUAUUCCAGCAAGAACUGCUUAUUAUUUACAUUAUAAGCAGUUCUUGUCCUCUGAAAAACAGAGGCAAAUAUCCAACCCAGUCUCACAGCAUCGCACUUAAUUUGGGUAUUAGCCUUUACUGCAAUGUCUGCAGCGUCCUCUCUUCGUCUUCAGUGGAAAAUGUCGAGUAAAGUCUGUGUGCACAUCCACAUUUAUCAGUGUCGUCGAAAUCCAUGUCCACAUCACUCUCUCCGUUUUGGAUUAUGGCAGUUACAUCCUGCACACUGUACCAAGGAUCUCCCCUUGCAAGUGGCAUUCUGAAAUGGAAAAAAUUAAAUUGAAAUAAAUGUAUAUACAAAUAACACACAUGCCUACUAGAUUCGAGAUGGCCAACAGAAAGGAUGGGGUGGUGGGGAGACUGAUUUCAUUAUGAAGUGUUUACACUUUGCACUGAAGUAGCCUGUUCACACAUUUCACUGGUCACACAAUACUGACCUAUUGACCUAUUGGAGACUGUGAUUAUCAUCGUAAUGAGAAUGCAUGUAGCCUCCAGCUUACAACCACACCUUAUAUCCAUGAACAUUAACACCUGUUCCAGAACCAUGCCACAAAUGCACCAGGAACAUCCCCCACAACUGCUUUGACUAAGAAUUGAUAGGAACAUUUUCUUAUCAAUAGAGACUAAAACACUGUGUUUAUCACCGUAAUAGGAUUACAUGUAGCCUACAGUUUACAACCACACCUACAUCUAUGAACAUCAAUACUUGUUCCAGAACAAUGCCUCAAAUGUACCAGGAGCAUCCCCCACAACUGCUUUGACUAAGAAUUGAUAGGAGCAUUUUCUUAUCAAUAAAGACUAAGACAAAGGGCAGACAUGCACAAACAGAAUUUCUUUGUUAGAAAGUCCUGCAUUCUGUGAUAAGGAGAAAAUACUGAGUGUUGAAGGUGGUUAGAAAUCAUAAGUAAAUGAAAGUGUUUAGAUACAGCAAUAUAUCUUAAUAUAUAGUUUCUAAUACAAUAAAAUAUGUAAUGUAAUAUAAGGCUAAGGCUAGAAUUUGUAAAUCAUGUGUAGUUUAAAAUUAUAUUGUGAAAAUUUUGAUUGAAGUUCCUCUCAAGACAUUCCUCUCAAAAACAGGGCUGUUUUGGCUACCACUUUGACCCAACGUUGUAAUAUUGCAACAAUUAUAAAACAAGCUCUAAAUAAAAUGUAAGGCAUAUUUUCCACAAUACCUACAUAUGUUCAUGUUAUACACAUUGUAAUAAACACACAAAAAAUAUUCAAAGCAUUUUACUUACUUCAAUCAGAUGAAUCCAGUCCAGUAAAUCGAAGGGAUGUUGCUCGAUCAAAAAAUUGAUGUUUGUGUGACUUCUUCACCUGAGGACGGGCCUUAUAUACAAAUGUUGGAUGAAAUCGCAUUGUGAGAACAAACAAUAGGACCCAAUGAUCAUGUCAAUGUGGUUGAACUAAAAAAAAAAAUGUUUUUUGGGGAUAACCAAAAUUGUUGUAAUUCUGCAACACUGGGUCUUACAGGCUUAAUUCUCGUUAGUAAUGACUAAUUCUCAUAAAUUAAUGACUUUAACCUCGAAGUCUUCAUUUUUAUUUUUCUUAAUGUAGCCCUAAUACUCCGUCAUAUGUAAUUAAGUUCUUCUGAGAAAAGUGGUGAAAGUUUUAUGAAACCUUUUUUGGUUCUUGAUGGGGUUUUUUUGUUUUGUUUUAAUAAAUUAAUUAAUUCAAUAAAGAAAAAAAGUUUGAAUUAAAUGUGUGACCGUCAUUUUCAUUUCCUGUUAACAAAAUAAAAGUCAGUCAUGUUGGAUCAACAAACCAGUAACAGUGCUUUUAUUUUAUAAAAUCUGUCUCAUGAUUAAUUACAAUGAGCUGUAACAGCGGCGAUGACAUCAGAGCGGCGAUGACGUCACUGGCCUCCCGAUAAAAACUUUUUAAACUUUAUUUGUUCAUGGCAUCAGGUCAAAGGUCACCUGUAGGAAUAAGUGGAUGCGUCUCUGCACUCUGAUUGGCCCAUGGGCUGCCUUAUACACGGCAGUGGAAUGCCUCGCUGUGAUUGCCCCCCUUUAAAACACAGACAGCUCAUUGGCUAACAUGAGAUUGGCUCUAACAGACGGCGAAUGAAGCGAGGAGCUGAGAGACGGACCGUUGAGACGGAAACACUCAGAGGGAAUUAGUGGUUAAUUCACAAAGGAAUGGCUGUAAGUCGGUGUUAAACUCCCUUAUACACACAAAACAUAUCUGCACCUCCUCCUCCUCCCCCUCUCACCUCCCUCACAUAAUACUGAGGAGGAGGAGCAGGGGGUGAGGAGAGGAGAGGGGGGAGGAGGAGAAGUUAGUCAAAGCAACACUCCCAAUCCAGAGGAGCAGGAAUCAGUUAGAGAUAAAAAGAGGAGGGGGGGGAGAAAAGUUCAACCCCGACCUCCCCAACAGGAGCAGGAAGGAGGAGGGGGGAGGUUUUUCAUGGAAUGUUUUGGCCACAAAGUCCCUGACACCAGUCUAUCAGGAAGCAAAGGGGGAGGGAGGGAGGAGAGCAUUAAGGGGGGGGGCAGCGAGGGAAGGAGGUUCAGCAGGAGUUCAGCUCCUCCAUGGUCUGAUUCAGGGUCGCCUGCAGCUCCAUGUUGGCGUUUCUGGCCGAGGUCAGAGCGUCUGAAAAAAAAAAAAAAUAAACAUCACACCAUCGGAUUGAGAGGACGAAUCGUUGUCAGUUAGUCUGAAUUAUAACAUUUGAUUAGAGAGAGACAGAGAGAGAGAGACAGAGAAGAGAGAAAGAGAGAGAGAGAGACAGAGAAGAGAGAAAGAGACAGAGAGAGAGAUAGACCUAGAGAGAAAGAGAGAGAGAGAGGGUGAGACAGCGAGAGAGAGAGAGAGAGAGAGAACAGAGAUGGUGAGAGAGAGAGAGACGUCUUGCAUUAAAUCGGAUCCUUACCUUCCAGGCCAUCGAUAUUUUUUUCCAGUUUCACCACCGUACGCUCGGCAACUUCAGCCCUGGACUCAGCCUGGAACAGAGGGACACAGGUGACAAACAGGAAGCCAGAAGGUGAUAUGUUUUUCGUAGGAUGGUAGGGGAAGGUCCCACCUCCCUUGCCUCUUGUUGGCUAGAAAAACUGGAAACUAGGGCCCAACCAAUUUAUUGGCGUGCUGAUUAAAUCGGCCAAUUUUAGCCCAUUUGAGAGUACUCUGUAAUAGGCCAAAACCCCUCGAUUUUCGCUGAUAUUUUCAGAAGUAAAAUGCAGAGAAUAAGAUUUGUUUUCACUUUGAAAAUGUUCCGCCAUUUAAAAAGUUCCCCGACUUAUCCAGUAGAUGGUGCGGCGACCUCUUGACAAUCUUCAUCCACUAACUACCUCACAGCACAGCAGAGUGACAGAUAUGAAGCAGGCAGUGGCAGGGACGCACAGAGGAGAGUGGUCCGCCUCAAGGGUAAAUAAAACAGUUUGUGAAAUACACAAUCAGUUUUCAGUUCAACAAGUUUUAGUUCAACCCACUUCACCAUGUUCCCCCCUGUGCUGGUCUCGGUCACGCCGAGUUAAUGGUGAAGCACCAUGUAAUAUGCAAGCUAAAGUUAGAGUUAGCCAUCUGCUAUUAGCCUUGCUACACUGUUAGCCGUGCCAGUAACGGUAGAAUAAACAGCAGUACACAUUAUGUGAUCGAGCUACUUCUCUUACUGAGGCAGCUGCAUGUCUCCAGAUGAGACUGGACCAGAAAUGAGUAACGUGAGUUAAGACGUGGAGGCACCGAUCGGUGGGGAGGGGGGGUAGUUGAAAACGCUUUUCUGGUCUGAGUUUGAUUCAUGAUAAAUGCGAGGAAUAUUACUGAGAUGAUCAGUUGGUCUCCCUGUUGGUGUGAAGACCAGUAGCCUACAGUAUAUCAAGUGUCAAGUUGUUUUUUAUGAUGUACGCGAGUUAGCUUCAUUUUAACUUAUUUAUACAGGCUAUUUCUUUUAGAGGAUGACGAGUGUGUGAGUUUGACAUGAUGGAGGUUGACAAAAUAAUCAGACUCACACCCGCUACAGUCUGAAUAAUAAGCUGAAAAGAAUUCAUAUUAUGUAAACACAUGCUUAAUGUUUAGCAAUAAAAAGGAUUUGAAAUGAGUUUUCUGCCUUUAAUUCUUUGAAGAAGUGUUUGAAAAAAAAAAAAGUAAAUAUGUAGAUAUGUUACUCAAAUUAACAAAAUUUUAGAACUUCAUAAAAAUUGUUUAAAAAUAGGCCAGAUAAUCGGUAAUCAGAUUUUUUCCCCCACUAAUAAUCGGUAUCGGCCCCAAAAAAUCCAUAUCGGUCUGGCCCUACUGGAAACAUCAUCACACGCUCAAGCCGAACAUGGGCUGUCGGCUCUCUACAUCGAACAGAACAUUAUCGCAAUUCUCAAUCUCCUAACCUGACAGACGAUGACAUUUCAUAGCCAUAAGGAAUAACCAAUCGGAGCCCAGCACGAUUGGUGCCUCUAGAGCAAAUUUAGAGGCGAAGAAGGGCGGGACCUUCCCCUACCAUCCUACAAAAAAAAUAUUGCAAACAGAAGGUAACACACAAGAAGACAGCAGGUAAUAAAAAAAGUUUAUGAAGUUUGCUCUGACCUCUCUCAGUUUGCUGGUCAGCUUCCUGAUCUCCUCCUCGUACUUUUCCUCUUCCAUAGAAUACUAAGAGAGACAAACCGCCAAUCAGAAAAGAGGAACACUGACUAACAGCCAAUCAGGUAUUAAGACAGUUCUGGAUGUAUCAGUCCUUAAUCACACCUGCUGCAGGUGAGUUCCUAACCCCCUCCUCCUCCUCCUCCUCCUACCUUCUCUGCCAUGGCCUGUAGAGACUUUGAACUAAUGCAGACAUUUUUCAGCUCCUCCUCCAGAGUUCGGGCUUUACUGCAGGUCAAAGGUCACAUCAGAGACAGGUCAGACCGGUGUGUCUGUGUUCUGAGGGCUCUGCUCAGGUAAACAGGUGAGGUUUAAACCCUGAUCAACUGUUGUCACCUGUGAGGAACAUUAACGCCUUACAGGAGAGAACAGGGAAACAGCGCCUCCUGCCUCCCUGCAGGGACACACCUCAGAGUUUAUCUCACCUGAUACCUGAACCGACCCCACCCACAGUAGUGCCGAGCAGUUUCUGUGUAGUUCCAGCAUUGUUUGAGAGUAGUUUGAUGUGGUGUGUAGUUUGUGUGUGGUUUUCAAAUGUCGUGUGUGAUGUUUAAGUGGUAUGAGUAGAUUAGUCGCAGACUGUGUAAUUUGAGGAUAGUUUGUGUGUAGUUUGUGUAGUUUUAAAAUGUAGUCUAUGUGUGUGUAUUUCAUGUGUGAAGUUGAAGUGUAGUGUCAGUACUUUGUCAGUGGAUUGUGUUGAACGGGUUUAAAUCUGAAGGUAGAUUAUGGUGUUAAAAUUAAGUUUGUGCAGUGUGUGUAGUUAGUGUGUACUUUAUAGACUGUGUUUUUAUGUAGUUAGUGUGUAGUUUGUGUGAAGUUAGUGUGUAGUUUGUGUGUACUUUAUAGACUAUAUUGGUUUAUGUACUUUGUGUGUAUUUAGUGUGUAGUUUGUGUGUACUUUAUAGACUAUAUGGUUUUAUGUAGUUAGUGUGUAGUUUAGUGUAUAGUAAGAGUAGUUUGUGUGUAUUUAGUGUGUAGUAAUUGUGUAGUUAUCGUGUAGUUGUGUGUACUUUAUAGACUUUGUUUUUAUGUAGUUAGUGUGUACUUUAUAGACUAUACUGUAUUAUGCAGUUAGUGUGUAGUUAGUUUGUAGUUAGUGUGUAGUAUAGUGUGUAGUUUCUGUGUAUUUAGUGUGUAGUUUGUGUGUAGUUAGUGUAUACUUAAUAGACUAGAUAUUUUUAUGUAGUUAGUGUGUAGUUUGGUGUUUAGCUAGUGUGUACUUUAUAGACUGUGGUUUUAUGUGGUUAGUGCGUAGUUUGUGUGUACUUAAUAGGCUGUAUGUUUUUUUGUUUACUUUAUAGACUGUGGUUUUAUUUGGUUAGUGCGUAGUUUGUGUGUUGUUAGUGUGUACUUAAUAGCCUUAACAUUUUUAUGUAGUGAGUGUGCCUUUAGUGUGUAGUUAGUGUAUUUUAUAGACUUUAUGGUUUUAUGUUGUUGGCGUGUAGUUUGUGUGUACUUUGACUAUAUGGUUUUAUGUGUAUAGUUUGUAAGUAUAUAGUUUGUGCGUAAUGAUUGUGUAGUUCAUGUCUAGUUAGUGUGUAGUUAUUGUGCAGUUUGUGUGUUCUUUAUAGACUAUAUGGUUUUAUGUAGUUAGUGUAUAGUUUAAGCGUAGAUUGUGUGUAAUUGUGUUGUUCAUGUGUAGUUCGCUUAUAGUUAGUGUGUAGUUUAUGCAGUUAUUGUGUAGUUUGUGUGUGGUUUAUGUGUAGUUUGUGCAUUGUUCGUAUGUAGUUUAGUAUGUAGUUUCUGUGUAGUUAGUGUGUAUUUUAGUGUGUAGUUAGCUUGUAGUUAGUGUGUAGUUUGUGCAUAGUUUGUGUGUUUUUAGUGUGUAGUUUGUGUGUAGUUCAUAGACUAUAUAGUUUUAUGUAGCCAGUAUGUAGUUCGUGUGUGCUUUUAAGACUAUAUGGUUUUAUGAUGUUUUGUGUAGUUUGUGUGUAGUCAGUGCAUUUUUAGUGUGUAGAUUGUGUGUGGUUUGUGUGUACUUUGACUAUAUGGUUUUAUGUGUAUAGCGUGUAAGUUUAUAGUUUGUGCGUAGUUAUUAUGUAGUUCGUGUUUAGUUAGUGUGUAGUUAUUGUGCAGUUUGUGUGUUCUUUAUAGACUAUACGGUUUUAUGUAGUUAGUGUAUAGUUUAUGCGUAGUUUGUGUGUAAUUGUGUUGUUCAUGUGUAGUUCGCUUGUAGUUAGGUUUAUGCAGUUAUUGUGUAGUUUGUGUGUAGUUUGUGCAUUGUUAGUAUGUAGUUUCUGUGUAGUUCAUAGACUAUACAGUUUUAUGUAGCCAGUAUGUAGUUAAUGUAGUUAGUGUGUACUAUCAAGACUAUAUGGUUUUAUAUAGUUAUUGUGUAGUUAGUUUGCAGUUAGCUUGUAGUUCGUGUGUAGUUAACUCAUAGUUUGUGCCUAGUUGGAUGCAGCAGUUAAAGCCAUGCAGAGCAGCAGGAGGAGGAGCUGAAGCAACAGCUGUGAUCAGAGGUCAGAGGUCAGGUGAGGCAGCAGAAGGAGGAGGAGCCGCAGGUGGGUGAUUGACAGCAGGUGGGCGCUCAGGUGACCCACUGUACCUUAUCCUCAGAUGCCUGCAGGCUCUUCAGUGACUGGUCGAAACUCCUCAGCUGCUCCUCCAACCUCCUAACUUUACUGUUAGACGGACAGACAGACAGGCGGAAAGAAAGGCAGGUGGAUGGGCAGGUAGCAUGACGUUUCCAUGGAAACAGACAGGAAGAGAAAGAUGGAUGCAGCAGGAUUAGAGCGCUGUCAGUGAAGCCGUGCAACCAUAGUCUGUAUAUAAGAUGGACAGAGUCUGCCACCUCGCUGGGUGAAGCCACUCCAAGAACAGCACCCUCUGAUGGUGGGCUGCAGUACAGGUCAUAAAUCACGCCUCCGCCAGCAAAGCUUAUAGGACUGUGGACAAACUUUAGAAAUUUAUUACACAGAACAUAAAUUUUUCUCCCCCCUGCUUUUGAUGUUGACAUGUAGUUAUUGUAAGACUGGUUUGUGCCCAAGUCCUCUUUUUUCUGUACAGCUCCGUUUUUAAAAGUUAUUAGGGGGUUCAUGUUUUCUAUGAUUGACACCUGGUACAGCCUAUGGGCGUUCAGGGAUUGCGUAGCUCACCCAGGGGGAUACGCUGUUUGAGCCGAGUGUCAUCACAGCGACUCUCGGCGACUGCGCGGCCGAAUGCGCGCAUCGCUACUGCGCAGCUCUGGUUUCAAGGAAGUGGAGAAAAACCCGGAAUUACCGAGAGCUUUCUGGCUUCAAAUCCGUAUACAGGCAGAAGGCGGAACCAGGUUGUCCAUAGUAUAUACAGUCUAUGGGUGCAACAUCAUGCCUGGGUCAUCAGCGUGAUAUCACAGGUACAGCGCGUUCCACUCUGUCAGCCAAUCAGCUGUGAGAGCAGAACGCCACCUGAGCAGGUGAGCGUCUCCUUCUCCUGCUGUUAGAGUGAAACACUUGCACCUGUCUGUCAGAGCCAAUCAGAGCAGCUUCAUGCUGUGAGCAGCUGUUAGACAUGCACAAUGUGUGUGUGUGUGUGUGUGUGUGUGUGUGCGUGCGUACCUCUCUGCGACCUCCGCCCUUUCUUCAGAUCGUUCCAGAUCUCCUUCAAUAAUCAUCAGUUUACGGGCCACCUGUCAAUCAAAUACACUCUUAUCACAUCACAUGAUGUCACAGGUGGUCAGGUGUGUGUUUCUGUGUUACCUGUUCAAAACCAUUAGUUUGUGUCGGUUUCUGUACUUGAGUUAUUGUGUAUUGUGUUGUGUAUUGUGUUCAUAGUUGUGAUCCUCCCCUAGGAGCUGUUUGUAGUGAUAAUACAGAGUGUAGUGUGUGGUGUGUAUGGCUAGUGUGUGUAUUGUGUGUGUAGUGUGUGUACAGUGUGUGUAUAGAGUGUGUAUUGUUUUGUGUAUGUUGUCCUACCUCCUCAUACUUGCGGUCGGCCUCCUCUGCGAUCUGUUUGGCCUCCCUCAGGUGAAUCUCCAGCUGCUCCAUCUUCUCCUCAUCCUUCAGAGCUCUGUUCUCGAUCACCUUCAUUCCCCUGGCAGGGGAGACAGACAGGUGAGAAACAGACAGGUGAGAGAGGCUGGAGGUGAGUGAAAGAUAUCAGCUAAAACAGUCACAGGUGUGUGUCUGAAGUCAGUCUGUUCAGUAUCUCAUAUUAGCUCUGGUGUACCUGUUCUUUUUGUUCGACAUGUCUCAGGAGACUCUGUAAUGAGCCUCAAGUCAAGGUGACUAUUAUCAGACUCAGGUAUGUCUCAGGUAUGUCCCAGCAGGUGAGUCUGCUGUGUGGCUCAAGUAUGACUCAGGAGAGCCUGUUUGAGUUUCAGGUGAGCCUGUUAGCAGUCGUGGGUAUCAGGUCUGUCUGUUAUAAACCUCAGGUGAGCCUGUUAUGUGAUUCAGGUGAGUCUCAGGUGAGUGGGUGGUGAGUUGCACCUCUCGCUCUCGUCGGCGGCCUUCUCCACCUCGUCCAGUUUCUGCAGGGCGGUGGUCAGGCGGUCCUGGGCUCGGUCCAGGUUCUCCUCACUGAGCUGCAGGCGGCGACCCAGAGCCGUCACCUCUGCCUCAGCCUGUCAGACACAGAAAAGGGAUAGAGAGCUCACAGUCACAGAGCCUGUCAGGCGACCCUCAGGGAAUAAACUGACCCAGAGAAACCUACAGCUGGUCUAGGACUUAAGAUACACAACUGAUACACAACAUAAACACGUUUUCCUCGUGUGUGUGUAUGUGUGUGUUAGUGCUGGACGAUAAUUCGAUAACAUACGUGCACACACUGAUAGUCACUCUGUAGAGCUGUAGUGCUCUGUCUGUAGUCUUUAAAAGCACGCUCACAGUUGAGUUCAUUAAAUUCUGAUCAUAACAAUCUGAACAGAGAUUAAUCAAUCAUUUUAGAAUAAACGUUAAAAUCAAUAUCAGCUCGGAUCAGUAAACUCCUCACUCUGUGCAAACAGGUCAAGGCCAUUAGAGGACACUUCAGCAUCAAGACAAAGAUGACCAAUAAAGAAAACUCCUGGAGAAGGACUACAAAAAUCAGGGACUCGGUCCAAGACAUGGACCAGAGACCAGGUCAGAACAUCAAAGCUGAAACUGUGGGCCUCAAUCUUGUCUCAUACUCCUCUGCUGUCUGCAUGUCUGAGCUUCCUGCCAAUGUAGUUAGACUGUGACUGAACCCUGGUGUGAACCGAGCGCUCUGUUAUCGUUCAUGUUUGAGAUUUCACUCAAAUUACUUCAACAUUUAUGAUCUUUGUGUGAUUUUAGAGGAAGACAGAUGGUUACUCUUCCUCAAUAAAGUCAUCACACUUUAUACUGACAUCUCUGUAGUGAGCACUUGGUUCAUAUUUAUUCCUGUUUUUUUGUUUCUUUCUUAAAUUUUUCUUCAUAUUUCUUUGUUUCUUGUGGAACUCGGUCAUAUCUCACGAUGCUGGGCCUGCAUAGAUAACAAAGUGAAGAAUCUCAAGAUUGUAUUUGUUGUUAAUUGGUGACACAUAAUACAGACUGAUUGCACCUCUGUUA